Messenger RNA from Fundulus heteroclitus (mummichog), 4888 nucleotides. RefSeq names its product low-density lipoprotein receptor. Bases 73 to 2214 code for a protein of 713 amino acids. NCBI's taxonomy places the organism in Eukaryota, Metazoa, Chordata, Actinopteri, Cyprinodontiformes, Fundulidae. The transcript has 13 exons. Gene Ontology annotation, molecular function: protein binding; calcium ion binding. The record is from RefSeq and is a predicted model, not a curated record.
UAUAUAGAUAUUAAUAGAAGAUAAUAAAAUCUGGAAAUUAGGUUUUUGUUGUAAAUAUUUGGAGGUGUGAAUAUGAUAUUUAUCAUAAGUAAUAAAAAAAUUAACAACAUAGCCCCUGUAAGCUUAAUUCAUUUGACAGGUAACGCGGCUAUUGCGUCAUAUUUCCGCGCCGCUCGGCUCAUCGCUGCAGAGGACGCAUCCAGCAUGGGGCACCUUGGAGGCUUAUUUCUGCUGAUCGCGCCGCUCAUUUGGCUUCAUGUUCAGGGUGUUGCGGCUCACUCUUUGUCCGCCUGUAACCAGCAGCUGGAGUUUAGGUGCAGCGAUGGAUCGUGCGUGUCGAGGCUGAAGCUGUGCGAUGGCCGCGCAGACUGUGCCGACGGAUCGGAUGAGCGCCAAUGUGGCCACAGCAGGUGCGGGAAAGAGGAGUUCGCCUGCCGCAGCAAGCGCUGCAUAUCAGCGAAGCUCUUAUGUAAUGGCGUAGACGACUGUGGCGACGGGAGCGACGAGGAUUCCUGCCCCAUCUGCACCGCCGGCUUUUUCUCCUGCGGGCCGAGCGAAGCCUGCCUGCCCAGAAACAGGCUCUGCGACGGCCGCAGCGACUGCGACGACGGACGGGAUGAAGCGCCGGUCCUGUGUGGUUCAGUCCAAGCCUCUCCUCAGAGCUCCUCAGCCUGUGCGGCCUCACAGUUUCAGUGUGGAGACGGAGAGUGCAUCCGGCACGCGUGGAGGUGUGACCACUCCCCGGACUGCUCUGACGGCAGCGACGAGGAAAACUGCGAUAUCGCCGAUCAGGAUGAGUGCCAGGACAAUAACGGCGGCUGCUCCCAUUACUGCUCGGACCAGCCGAUUGGCUUCCUCUGCCAUUGCCCUGACAACAUGAAGCUGGUGGAAGACAGCCGAUGUGAAGAAGUGGACGUGUGCCUGGAGAGCGACGUGUGUGAUCAGCUGUGCGUUCACAGAAACGGCAGCCUCACCUGUGAAUGUCAACAGGGCUACCAGAUGGACCCACUGACCGGAGAGUGCAAGGCCAAAGGAAAUAAUGCUCUGCUGGUUUUCAGCUCUUCUAAAGGAAUCCAAAUUAAAAACCUUACUAACAAGGAGUAUAAGGUACCACUCCCACAUUUUCCAGGACCUGGUCCAAUAGCUGUCCUGGCCUCUAAUCACACGGUGUACUGGGCGCAACAUGGACGAGGCUCCAUUUACAGGGUGUCUGUAGCUGACAACCCAAAGAAAGCUGUGUUGGUGUUGAAAGUCCAGGGCUCUGUGUCUGGGCUCGCUGUGGACUGGCUCCACCGACUUCUCUACUGGACAAGUGUUGAGGCAGGUUCGCUUAACGCGGCUCUGCUGGAUGGAUCUUUGCAACGUCAGCUUGUCACGGGGCUCAACGAACCCUCUGCCGUGGCUGUGGAUCCUCUUCAAGGCUUCCUCUUCUGGGCUCAGUGUGGCAGCACCCCAAAGAUAGAGAGGGCCACCCAGGACGGACAUGACAGGAUGGCUUUGGUCACUGCUUUAAUACGCCAGCCAGUUGCUCUUUCUCUCGACAUGCCGCGGCGGCUGCUGUACUGGUUUGACCAGGGGACGAAGAGUAUUUCCAGGAUAACUCUUGAAGGCCGGCACCGUAAAACUGUGGUAGAGUCCAACGGCUACCUGGACCGGGUGUUUGGACUCGCCGUGUUUGAGGGAUUUUUAUAUUGGGGCGAUGAAGCUUCGCACUCCCUCUGUCGUGCGAACAAACACGACGGCAGAAGCCUCCAGGUGCUGGCGUCAAACAUCUCCUUAUCAGGGGGCGUCGCCGUUGUUCACUCGGUGCUUCAACCAGAAGGAGCGGCCGCAUGCGGACGUCCAGGGACGGCGUGCCGGCACGAGUGCGUUGUCGACCUGGCGUCGGAGAGGCCGCGGUUCAGCUGCCACUCUCAACAACCGAGACCAAGCAAUCCUCAAAUUCCUGCCAUCUCUCGCUCUGUUCCCGCCUCAACUUUGUCCGGUCCAACAUUUGCUGGGAUUGUGUCUCUGAUAAUUUUCCUCAGCCUGAUGCUGGUGGGGAUGGCGUUGUGGUGGUGGCGGGAAGAGUUUCGGCCCUCCAGGUCUUCCACGUUUCAGAGCUUCUCCCUCAAAGAGUCCCAGGACCCGCUCAUCGCUCAGGGGCCCCCUGUGAGCCCUGACACCACUUUAGUCAAGGAAACCCUUCUCAGGCUGGACUUGGACUCCGAGUGAAGGAGCGGCACCGACGCACAGCUGUUCACACCCCUCCUGCUGAUAUCAUCGAGACGCUGAACUCGGAGCGGACACACCCGGAUGAUCAUGCCGUCAUGUCCCAGCCUCGUCUGGGCGUGAAUGCCUCUGAAGCACGGACUUCUACGUCUGCGCUCUGGAAACUGUGGUGGCCCGCCAUCAUUGCUCCGUUGACUCAGUCUGAAGGGUAAUAACUUCUAGUCCUAGUGGGUCUCUGCUGUCGAUGAGGUUUAUGAGUCACUCCAAGAGCCUUUGUGCAUAAAUGAACAUGAGAGUAUCAAAUCAUUAGGGAGGCAAAUCUCAGAGGCUUUGAGAUGUAAUAGAAAUAGGAUCUGUUUAAACUCACAAUUGCCAUAAUAAGUGUGUAACCGGAUGUUAGGCUGGACCACAAUAGUUUUGUAGUAUCAGAUUUUCUAAAGAUGCUGGGUUGUUGAAUUGCUGAAUGGGUUUGUCAAGCUUGUUUUUGUUUGUUUCAGAGAGUUAUAGAACGGUACAUGCAAUAUAUUUAAGUGCACUUUGUCCCUCUGCAUACUUACAGAUUUAUGCAUUUAAGUUAUGAAGUAUUUGGGGGGUAACUUGACAAUUUUUUUUUUGUUGUUGAAUGAAACUGUUGUUCUUCUGGUUUGCUCUUCUGGCAAUCAGCUCUGUGAAUGUGCUGUAACCCGCCUGCUGCCCAAUGAGUACUUGAAUCAUUUCAGAUGUAAAUUAUUAUUUUAUGUUCUAAAGUAACGGUGUGUUAAAUCCAAAGUGUCAAACAGAAAAACAAAACUAAUAGUUAAACCCUUCGUUGGUGUUUAUUUCAUCUAAUUGGGUUUUGUAACAUUCCUUUUUUCCAUUAUGGGGUUGGAAUCUGGUUUUUGAUGUUCAAAUUAAAAUGGGGGAAAAAAAUCCAAAGCUGCCUAGUUUGAUCAGACAAGCUUAAAAUAUAAGUGGCCUUUUUUGCUCCACAAACAAGAAAACAGCACAAAAAUACAGACAUUUUUUUUUGUUUAAUCUCUGCAUUAAAGUACAGUUUCCUGUUCAUAUUUGUAUAAUUAUGUGUAAUUCACCUGAAAACUAUUUUCAUUUAUUGAAAUACAGCUUUGAAAAAGACCCAUUUAGUCUAGAAUGGAAACAGGAAGCAGUAAAGCCACGACAUUUGUUAUUCACCUACAGUGCCUUGUAAAGGUAUUUCAACCAUUUUUUUUGUUGUUUUUCCAUGACGUCUCUUCGAACAGAAUUAUGUGUAAAGGGAUACAUGGUUUUGGUUUUGCAAAGAAAAGUUCUGAUAUGCAUGAAGUGCUUCUAUUUUCAAGCCUGUUUUGUUUGAGGUUUUAGUAUGUAAAGUCCACCCGUUUGUAAUUUAACCUAACCAAAUGGUUGGCGUCAUCACAGCAGAAAUCCGACCUCCGCCCCAGUCUUAGGUCUUCUGGAGCCUCUAACUGCUUUUCUUCUAGGAAUGGGGAAGAACUGUUGAGAAAAGCAAACCCCAUUCACUAUUUAAAUGAUUUAACAUAAAUGUUUAGCGGUAUGAGAGCACAGCGGGUGGAUAGGAAUUCAUGAAAUGGUUUUAAGAUGUUUAUUUGUGUUAAAAAAAAAACACUGAAAAAAAUGUGCAUCGCUUUUCCUUCAUAACUUCACAUUACUUUGUGUUUGUGGUUAUAUUGGGAUGUGAUGUAAAGCCAUUUUGAGGGUGUGAUUACUUUUGAAAGCGACUGUAUAAAUAUGUUUAUUUAUUCUAAUUUCCUCCUGAUUUGUUGCCUAAAAAAAUAAUAAAAGUGGGCAAAUAAUGUCAGCAACAGUUUCUGUAUUUAGCGGAGGUAGUUGGGGUAAGAUGACGGUUUAUUUGCUUGUUUUCAUUUUGAGUUCUUAUUCUGAAAUGGGAACAAAUAUAUCUAGUUUUUUUUUUUUUAACAUCUCCAUGUUUGAAUACCUAACAAUUUGUUUUGCUCUUUAUUUUUGUGAAAAUCUUAUGCAGAUUGUUACGUCUUUUAGGACAGAUGGUUGAGAGAUAUUGUAAGUGUCCUGCUGCGUUCUUCAGUUGAUAUUUAUUUUUAAGGAGGGCUUUUGUUUUUUCUUUUGGGGGCGCUACAUGUGUUGUAGAAGUUUGUGUUUAGUACUACACUGUUGAUGCUGUGAAAGAGCCCAAUAAACUCAAUGUUUUGCUCUAGUUUUGGGUCUAAUCAGCCAUCUCCUCACUGAGAUCACACUUUUUUUAAUUUUUUUAUUUGUAAUAACGUAUCUGUAGUUUAUUGACUAUAUUUUCUUUUCAUAAUGUUUGUGACAAUGCAAAAACUGAGCAUCAUGAAUCCCUUCACUUAGGGUAAAGUGACACACCUGAUUCCAACCUUUUUAUUCCUUUCUAUUUUAUCUGAGAUUACCAGAAGAGGUUAAAAUCCACCUCUGUUUGUACCAUAGCUUUCAACUGUCUUUAAUGCAUGUUUACCAUCAUCACUCAAGCACGUCAACAUGGAGCAGAACAACAAACACCACUGUUUAUCUGCCUUUAAUACGUAAUCGUUUCCUCUUUCCUGUUUCGGCUGAACUUAAGCCAGAUCUGCCCUUCAUGUCAUUUAUGUAAUCAUUUAUGUUUAGAUAAUUUUCUCGUUCACUUUAACAAUCCAUCGGUUCUCACCAGCCACUUUUGUUUAAAUAAAGUUAUGAUUUUGGUCACUUA